GUUUAUAAAAAAUUCCGAUGUGGCAACAUCGCUGCGUUGCCAUAUGACCUGUUCAAAAUUCAUAAAUGUCACUAAAUCAUAAAAUUUUAAAUUCUUUUAUGUAAUCGAUUUGUUGCUUUUAAUUGCAUGUUUUUUUCAUCAUGAUUUCCAACAGAGUUUUAAGACCCCUAUUUAUAUCGGCCGCCGCCGUUGUGACAGAUGCCUCGAAAUCUGAGCAUCCUCGCGAUUGCAAGUGCAAACCUAGCGAGUUGCCCAUUUAUACGAAAGAGCCCGAGUGCAAACCGCAAGAAAUGUGUAUAACAGAACCGGGACCGUUAGAGUCGACCAUUGGUACUGUAAGACGUGCGGUUGUAACAGCAUUCGAUCAGACCAAGCAGAUUAUGCAAACUACCGAAGAGUACGCACACACCGCUUUGGCGCACACCGAAGGCACAAUUACGUACUUACGGCAGGAAGAGAACGUAGUGCCCAGGUACGGUGCCGUGGCAAUUGGUGGUUUCAGUGGUUUUAUCUUUGGAUUGCGAGGCGGAUUUUUUAAGCGAUUUAUUUAUACAUCUGCCGGAGCACUCGGUAUUGCUGCCAUUUGUUAUCCGGCGGAGGCAAAAGAAUACUCAAAAAUUGGUUUAGGAUACGUGAUGAUUGCCUAUAACUUUAUUGUUGGAGCUAAAAAAGACGAUCCUCCUUUGAGCGUACCGUCUUUACCCAAAAUGCCUGAUAGCUUAUCAGAGGCUUGGGAUACAGUAAAGAGUUUAGGUCAGUCUAAUUCUGUUUCCCUUCCAGAUAAGGAGGAGAAGAUAAAAGAGGUAACAAAGUUUAGACCUGUCGAACUUCCCGCUUCCCAAACUCACAGAUCCUGUAAUUGCCCGAACGAACUCCCUGUACCCACCUCCAAUGAAUAAUUGCGAAUAAUAAGGACGUAAAAAGGAGCGAUUAAAUGCUAAAUAAUUGCCUGUUGGAAAACCUAAUAGUGAAAUUUUUAACAUGUUCAACACCGCUAGUCAAGAAAUGUUCGUAUAAUUCAUGCCGAUGUUAUUUCUUUAUUAUGUUUUAGUAAUUUUUGAAGCUGGACGCUAGUAUUUAUUCGCUGGUAUACAAAAUAAAUUGUCCUUUUAAA
Messenger RNA from Photinus pyralis (common eastern firefly), 1114 nucleotides. RefSeq names its product MICOS complex subunit MIC27 (gene Mic26-27). The coding region runs from base 141 to 899 and encodes 252 amino acids. Lineage: Eukaryota; Metazoa; Arthropoda; Insecta; Coleoptera; Lampyridae. The record is from RefSeq and is a predicted model, not a curated record. Gene Ontology annotation, cellular component: MICOS complex. Gene Ontology annotation, biological process: cristae formation. The transcript is spliced from 5 exons.